This is a messenger RNA of Komagataella phaffii GS115, 1161 nucleotides long. Its product is annotated as Essential conserved subunit of CPF (cleavage and polyadenylation factor). Gene Ontology annotation, cellular component: nucleus. The record is from RefSeq and is a predicted model, not a curated record. Gene Ontology annotation, biological process: mRNA processing; protein ubiquitination; ubiquitin-dependent protein catabolic process. Lineage: Eukaryota; Fungi; Ascomycota; Pichiomycetes; Pichiales; Pichiaceae. The transcript has a single exon. The coding region runs from base 1 to 1161 and encodes 386 amino acids. Gene Ontology annotation, molecular function: zinc ion binding; ubiquitin protein ligase activity; nucleic acid binding.
AUGUCCAGUACCAUUUUUUAUCGGUUCAGGUCCCAGAAAGACCUGUCUAGAGUUCAGUUUGAUGGUACAGGAAUUACUGUAUUUGAUUUGAAACGUGAAAUUAUCCUUCAAAACAAGCUUAAUUCGAACCUUGAUUUUGUCUUAACUCUACUCCACUCAGAUACAAAUGAACCAUACGAUGACGAUAACACAGUCAUUCCCAGAUCUUCCUCGGUAAUAGCGAGACGAAGUCCUCCUAUGAAGAAGGGAAGAGGAACAGCAGGUAGAUAUUUGGUCGGAAAACCUCGUAUCAACAGAACAGCUCCCUCUGGCCCCACUACAGGUGCUCCUGCUCCAACAAACCUGACCGGAUUAUCUGAGGAAGAAAGAAUACAGUCUAUGUUCAACCAGCAGUCCCAGAACUGGCAACAGCAUCAAGAGGAGCUUUCCACCCACACUCCUGUUCAUUACUCAAAAGCAUCAGAGGAUGCCCCUCCUCCUGGAUAUAUCUGUUACAGAUGUGGUGCCAAAGAUCAUUGGAUCAAGAACUGUCCUACAAAUAACGAUCCAAACUGGGAAGGAAAACGAGUCACUAGAACUACAGGUAUUCCCAAAACCUAUUUGAAAACAGUAGAUAAAGAGGUAGCCGAGAGCUCAGACUCUAACGUAAUGAUAAACGAAAAUGGAGAAUACGUGGUAGCCAUGGCCAAUCAAAAAGCUUGGGAAACUUACCAGAAGAAACAUUCACAGUCAAAUACAAAUAAGGAGCUUUCAAAGCAGUUAUUAAGCAAAGUCACCGAUGAUCGAAUGAUAGAUCCCAUAACGAAAGACCUGAUUAAGUACCCUGUCUUGACUCCUUGCUGCAAAAAACUAUAUGGAAAAGAAUCAAUUGAAGAAGAGCUUUUGAAUGACGAUUUCAAAUGCCCUAAUUGUGGUCAAGAAGAUAUUUUACUGGACUCUUUGAUCCCAGAUGAUGAUCUGAAGAAACAAAUCGACGAGUUCGUAAAAUCUAACUCACAAAAGAGAGAGCUAGAGGACGAUGAAUCCCCAGAUGAAAUGAACAAAAGACUCAAGUCUUCAAUUCCUGCACAGAAUUUAGCUGUUCCACAAAUUCCUUUCAUGCCGAUGAUGAUGCCUUUUCCUCUAAUGGGAGUGCCCUUUAUUCCCCCUACGAAGAAAUAA